AUGAAGGACAGGCAGAGUGCAUGGUCGAGGACUGCCAGCACCCUGAACAGGUGGCUGUGGGGAGCCCUGUGCUGCGGAGUACCAGGCGUACCCUGCUACUUCUGCAACUGCUGCGAAAGACUUGACGAUGGCUCAGAGAGAGAACGGCCCAGAGUUAAUCAGGCGACGGCAACUGCGGAGCGCGUGGCAAGGCCACAUCGGCCGCACGCGCCAUGCGGCCGCAAGCACACACCGGAGACACUAUCAGCCGUGCGGUACGCUCUCAACCAGCUCCAAGCCGAGCCCACGUCCAAGUCCGAGCUAAAAGCCUUGCCGGAAUACUCACGACAUUCGCCCGAACCCUGCUGAGGGCACCCUGUGUUCAGUCAUACGCAGGUAGUGACUUGUGGCGAAAGUCUUAACCCUUAAUGGGGUACGUCGUAUUAGCGUUACCUACGUAAUUAUAAGAAUUUUGAUUUAUGCUUAGCUGUUUUGGGAUCUGACAAAGUGACAACCCUUUUUUGAGCUCAUUAGACCUCAAAAAGAUGUUCUGUUUUUUCCGCUCUGCGCAAUUAUGUAGUCAGACAUACCUCUAAGAUUUUCUUACCGACUAUGAUUGAGCCUUUCUAUAACUAUAGGUAGUUUGAAAGCAUAAUUUUAUCCGCCUUCCCAAAAAGAGGAGGUUUUCAAUUCGGAUAUUUUUUUUUUUUUCAACACAGAUUUGGUAACCAGAAAAGUCCCAAACAAAAUAGUUGUCAAUAUUCUCUAUCUAUGUAACUUUACAAGAUCAUUGUAUAGAAUUGACUGAUUCCCACAAGGUUGCUUACUAACUGUAUUUACAUAAGUUAAUUGAGUUAAUUUUAUUGUAAAUAAACGUAUGUUUAAAAGAACUUAACAAUAAUUUGAAGAAAUGUAUCGUGAGGUGAUAUUUUAGUUAUUUGGCAGCACGGGUACUCGAUACUUUUGUCUGUUAUUAACAAUUUAAAUAGUUAAGGACUGAUAUAUUAUAAUUUGUUGGAAACCAGAAAGAAAUGGAACAAGCUCAAGUGUGUCGUUUAUUGUUUAUUUUAUACGUUAAUCAUUGUACAGUGUUUUAUAUAUUUUGUAUUCUUGUACUUUAUUAGAAAUAAAGUUUAUUGU
This is a messenger RNA of Helicoverpa zea (corn earworm), 1119 nucleotides long. RefSeq lists its product as uncharacterized. The transcript is spliced from 3 exons. The record is from RefSeq and is a predicted model, not a curated record. NCBI's taxonomy places the organism in Eukaryota, Metazoa, Arthropoda, Insecta, Lepidoptera, Noctuidae. Bases 1 to 348 code for a protein of 115 amino acids.